Phycomyces blakesleeanus NRRL 1555(-) is the source of this 1179-nucleotide messenger RNA. RefSeq lists its product as hypothetical. The transcript is spliced from 5 exons. Lineage: Eukaryota; Fungi; Mucoromycota; Mucoromycetes; Mucorales; Phycomycetaceae. The record is from RefSeq and is a predicted model, not a curated record. Bases 1 to 1179 code for a protein of 392 amino acids.
AUGUUCCUUUUACAGCACAUCCACUCCAAUACUUCAUUCUGUCUACGAUCGUCUUUAUUCACACGCCCUCUGAUUCGCCAAAUCCAUGCAUCUCUCUACCGACGAUCAGAAGCAGUCAUGUCAAGACAGGAAAAGAUCCCCUCAAACCUGAGCAUGAUUGACUUUUUCGAUCCUGCACUAUCAACAACCCCUCGCCCUUUUAUUCUACAUCAUGGUGUGUCAGGAUACGCAAAACGAGGAAAGCCAAUAAACUCCACAAUCACUACAGAACAAGACGAAUCUGCCUAUUCAAGUCUGCAAUUCGGAGACGACGCCUACUUCAAACGACAUGACGCACUGGGUGUAGCAGAUGGAGUAGGAGGAUGGCGCACUCGCGACGGUGCAAAUCCCGCAUUAUAUUCUCGUAAAAUAAUGCACUAUGCUCAGCUAGAGAUUGGACGUGUAAGGGAUGCUAUCCAACCAUAUGGCGUGGAUGAGCAAAUAAGUCCAGUAGACGUCAUGAACAAAGCAUAUCAACUAACGACCCAGGAUACAGUAUCAGAGGGUAUCGUCGGAUCAACAACUGCGUGUAUUGUCUUGCUGUGUCAGAACGAACUUCGGGUGGCCAAUAUUGGUGAUUGUGGUGUGUCUGUUAUCCGACGAGACAAUUUCAUAUUUCGAUCAGAAGAACAACAACAUUCAUUCAAUUUUCCAUAUCAACUCGGUACUUCUUCAUGCGAUACACCAGCAGAUGCACAGCAAUUUAGUGUAAAAGUGGAAGAAGGCGACAUCAUUAUAUUGGGAUCUGAUGGAUUGUUUGACAAUCUUUACGAUGAGGAAAUUCUAGAAGAAGUUCACAGGUGCAUGGGGAGACCUAUCAUUAAAUACGAUGAAUUUGGAGACAUUGAGGAUCCUUCGUACGACGAUAACGAUCCUGACACCAAUACCAAUACCAAUACUGAUGGUCUGGCGAUAGAUACCCUUGUUCCCAUAGACGCCGAUCCUCAGUCUAUUUCAGAUGCACUUGCCAUUAGAGCCAAACAAGUAAGUGAAGACAUGGACAAUCCGACAUCACCGUUUCAGGUCAGAGCCAUGCAUGAAGGAUUGUACUAUCAGGGUGGAAAGGCAGAUGAUAUAACUGUACUUGUUGCAGUAGUUAGCCUGGCCGGACAGGGUCCUGUAAACACACUAGAGGACUAG